Messenger RNA from Microtus ochrogaster (prairie vole), 1789 nucleotides. It is a transcript of the gene A4galt, whose product is annotated as alpha 1,4-galactosyltransferase (P1PK blood group). Gene Ontology annotation, molecular function: galactosyltransferase activity. NCBI's taxonomy places the organism in Eukaryota, Metazoa, Chordata, Mammalia, Rodentia, Cricetidae. Gene Ontology annotation, biological process: glycosphingolipid biosynthetic process. The record is from RefSeq and is a predicted model, not a curated record.
GCAGUAGCUGCCCGCCGCCGCGGGAGCCAGAGGUGGGCUGGCAGCCCUGCGCAUCAGAGGACAGACCAUGUUCCUGUUGGCAUAGAAGAUGGGCACCUAACCCAGUGCGCAUACCCAGGAUGCCUGCAGGUGGCUAGGACUCCACCUCCUCGUCAUGGGCUGCCCAGGCUGACCAUCACUCCUUGUGAACAUCUCCUGCUGUGAUCUGGGGAGACCAUGUUCAAGCCUCCCGACUGCCUGCUGAGGGUGCUCCGGGGCACCCCCAGACAACGGGUCUUCACUCUCUUUAUUAUCAGCUUCAAGUUCACAUUCCUCGUCUCCGUCAUGAUCUACUGGCACACUGUGGGGGCACCCGAGGACCAAGGACGACACAAUAGCCUGCCAGUGGACUUCCCCUGCCCCGAGCUGGCCUUUCGUGGCAUCCUUGCCCCAGGCAACAUCUUCUUCCUAGAGACCUCAGACAGGACCAAACCUAGCUUUCUGUUUAUGUGUUCUGUGGAGUCGGCCGCCAGAGCACACCCAGAGUCCCAGAUAGUGGUGCUCAUGAAGGGGCUUCAUAGGUACAAGUCAGGCCUGCCUCGGAACCUUGGCAUCUCUCUCCUGAGAUGCUUCCGCAAUGUCCAGAUACAACCUCUGGACCUGAAGGAGCUGUUUCGGGACACACCUUUGGCAGCCUGGUACUUGGAGGUGCAGAAAAGCUGGGAGCCCUACCUGCUGCCGGUACUAUCUGAUGCCUCUAGGAUCGCGCUCCUCUGGAAGUUCGGUGGCAUCUACCUGGACACAGAUUUCAUCGUCCUCAAGAACUUGAGGAACCUGACGAACACGCUGGGUGUCCAAUCCCAAUACGUCCUUAACGGGGCCUUCCUAGCCUUUGAGCGCCACCAUGACUUCUUGGCGCUGUGUAUACGUGACUUUGUGGACCACUACAAUGGUUGGAUUUGGGGCCACCAGGGCCCCCAACUGCUCACCCGAGUCUUUAAGAAAUGGUGCUCCAUCCGCAGCCUGAAGGAAAGCCACACUUGCCGAGGAGUUACUGCCCUGCCCCCUGAGGCCUUCUACCCCAUCCCCUGGCAGAACUGGAAGAAAUACUUUGAAGACAUCAGCCCCGAAGAGCUGGCCCGGCUGCUCAAUGCCACCUAUGCUGUUCACGUGUGGAACAAGAAAAGUCAGGGUACACACCUUGAGGCCACGUCCAGGGCUCUGCUGGCCCAGCUCCAUGCCCGCUACUGCCCCACAACACACGAAGCCAUGAAGAUGUACUUGUGAGGGCCCUCCAGACUGCCUUCGUGUUAUCUCAGCCCUGUUCCUGCCUUUCCUAGGGAGGCAAGACGAGUGGGAAGCAAAGAGGGCUCUGCCCUGCUGCUGCUGACUUUAAAGGAGACCAAGGCUGACCUGGGGAGCAUUGCCACCUCUGUGCUCCUGCCCCUCCAGGCCAGAGUGACCCUGGUAUGGUGAAGAUCCUUGAGCUCGUGUUCUGGGCUGGCAGGUGAUUCUAGAAUUAGUAGCAUCUGGGGCUUUACUGAGCUAGAUCAGUAAGCCUGGACCACUGGAGAGCAUUCUAAGGUCGCUGGAAGACAGAUGGGGCCAGGAGCAGAGCUCAGAGAAGCCCGGGUAGAAGCCUUGUGAAAGGUGGGGCUCUCUCAACUGAGUGAGCCCAAGGGGCGGGGCAGAGCUUCUGGGAACUCCAUCUUUCCUCCCUUGGGGCACGGCUCUGCAGAUCUGCUAUAGCCCAUCCAGGUGAUCAGGGGAUGUGGAGAUUACUUUGGUGUGAGGUGUGGGAAAAGUGGUU